AUCACAACCUCAGUGAUUGGAAUAUUGAGGUGAAAAACAAAAACCAAACAAAAAUGGCGGGCUAAGGCAAUUUUUCAUUCAAAAACAGAGUUUUCUGCUAGCGUCUGUGCGCAAAUGGAGAUCCGAGAGGAGGACACUGUACGGGCGAAUAUGGACUCGCUGCGAUUGAUCUCAGACAGAGAGAUACCGAUUCAGCAGCAGAGGAUGGGUACUCUGACGGCAUCGUUUCGGAAGUCCCUGGAAUCGAUCGGGGACAGGGCGCGAGAAACGGUACAAAGUCAAGGAAAACUGGGGCAGCUUAAAGAUAAGCUGAGAGAGGCGGAGGAUGAGAUGGUAAAAGCACUAGCAGUGAAGACCCGAAAAGAGGCCAUGCGGAUGGCAAAAAUGGAUGCUAUUGCUGCUCAGAAGGCAAGAGUAGAAGAACUUAAAAGAAGUGCGGAAGAGCAGAGGGCUAAGAGGGAUCAAUAUGCUGCAAUUAUAUCUCAACAAUAUCUAGCUCUGGCAGUAUCUGAAGAAAGGGGUAACGAAGAAGUUGAAUGUAAAGGUGAAACGCAAGAAGCAAUUUUGUGGUAUAAUAGAGUUCUUGGUUUCCAUGUUGAAGCUGGACAUGGGGUAAAAUUCACUUUCAAGAACAUUAAUUUGAAAAAUCCAAAUGAGGAGUACUCUUUCUCUAUUCGCUAUGCAUAUGAUACUUACACGUUGUUAGAUUGUGAUCCACAGUUGAAUGAAACUAAAGAGUUGAUCCACGAGUUGAACAAAACCAAUGGUUUAUUCAAAUUUGUCAGAAUCAUGAGAGAAAAGUUCCAAGAAGCUGUGGCUCAAGGAGUUUCACCUCAAUCAACACAAGAGUCUUCCAUGAUCUCUAUGUCUGCUCCGGUUUUUUCAGUAUCAACUGACAUAAGCGAAUCCCUUGUUGGGAAUAAUGACCAGCGAGUUCAAUACGGAGAAGACAAUAGACCUUCAAAGAAAGUACAUGCCAGAGGGAUGAACGCUACUGUCUUAUCUCCAGGAUCAGCAUCAUCUCUUCGGCGGUCCCCUCGUUUAAAGGUUAAGAAAUGAAGAUCGACGCUAUUUAUCACCUCAGAAUUGAUUCAACAUUUUCUUGAGGCUCUAACCUGCUCAGCUAGGCAUAAUUCAUGAUUCGGGUUGCUUCAUGAUUAACGUGUAAAGCACCACAAGUGUGUGCUGUUUAGAAACAGAUGACCAGCCUCACCAUGUUAUGUUUCAUGUAUAAAUAUCCAAAUUCGUUUUGGAAUGAAGUUCAGCUCGUAGAAUGUGAGAAUGAUAAUCGCAUAUUUCUGUAGUAUUGUACUUUUUUAAAAAAAUCUAA
Molecule: messenger RNA, 1330 nt
Organism: Juglans regia (Persian walnut)
Lineage: Eukaryota; Viridiplantae; Streptophyta; Magnoliopsida; Fagales; Juglandaceae
Product: kinetochore protein SPC25 homolog
Exons: 8
Coding region: 115-1059 (314 amino acids)
Biological process (GO): chromosome segregation
Cellular component (GO): Ndc80 complex
Source: RefSeq, a predicted model, not a curated record